CCGUGCUGCGAAAACUUCUGCCAACUGCCGUGUGCUGUUCAAUUUUGCAAAUACCCUUGCAUUCAUUACUAGGUUUGAAACCAUGGCCAAUGUUAAGUCGCUCAGCGACCUGAACGGGGAGGGGGACGACGACAAGCAGAGCAAGCACAACGAUUACUAUGCUGGUGGUGAGAAGAGUGGCCAGCUACUCCGAGGAGCCCCUGAGGAUGAGUCUGACGAGGAGGAUGACCGCGUGGGUGCGCUCUUCAACCGCGCACGCCAGGCGGGCGCCGCCGCCGGCACUGCCGCCGACCUGCCAGGCCAGCCGCCCCGCGCCUUCCAGGGCACCGGCCACACGCUAGGAGGCGGCCCGGUGCCGAGCAAGCCGCCGCCGGAGACGGAGGGCCCCCGCAACCACGUCAUCACCUUUUACAACGACGGCGUGUUCACAGUGGACGACGGCCCGCCGCGCCGCGUGGACGACCCAGCCAAUAUGCCCUUCAUUGAAAGCAUCUCAAAGGGUGAGUGCCCGGCGGAGUUGGACCCCGGCCGGCCGGGUGCGCCUGUGACCGUGAACCUCAUGCGCAAGGAGGAGCCGUACUCGGAGCCGGAGCGGCCCAAGCAGUACUUCACCGGCACCGGCCGCACGCUGGGUGCGCCCACCUCCACCUCUGCCGGCGCCUCCACCUCCGCCGCCUCCGCCGCCGCCGCCGCGGCCGCCGCCGACGCCUCCGCCGGGGAGUGGCAGGGCGUGGACGAGGCACUGCCGUCCACCAGCCUGCAGCUGCGCCUGCCCGACGGUAGCCGCAUGGUGGCGCGAUUCAACCAGGGCCGACACACGGUGCGCGACAUCCGGCGCUUCGUGCGCGCGUCGCGGCCCGACCUGUCGACGGCCUACCAGCUGAUGACGGCCUUCCCCAACAAGGUGGUUGAGGGCGAGGAGCAGACGCUGGAGGCGGCGGGGCUGGUCAACGCAGUCAUCAUACUCAAGCUCUGAGGCGGCAGGCCGGGGGGAGGGGCGGCUGAGCGGGGGUGCGGAGAAGGUACAGGCAGGCUAGGGUGCAGAUGCAGGUGUUUUGGGGGAAGUUUUAGGGAGAGCAAGGCGGCAGGAGGAUGCAAGGGCGAGUGGAAUUGUCAUCCGCCCUGGGCGGUGUCAGUAGUUGAGGGCCGUGCUGGUGCUGCUGCUGUGCGUCAAGAGCUGAGUAGUGCUUAUUGGCACCCUGGAAGUCACGCAUGGAACUUUUGCCUGCGGUCACCAUAUUUCUUCAGCCAGCAGCGGUGCAAGGAAGCAUGGUAAUGCACGGAGCAGAUGUGGAUAGUCAGUCACACAUGCUGAUGUGCGCAGAGGCGGAGACGAGGGGUGGAGGCAAGGCGGCAGGCCGCUGCGGCUGACCUACUCUUGCGGCUGCGAGUGCGCUGUCUGUCUGAUUCCCCUGCGCCAUCCGUUGUGGGGUGGCCCAGGUGGUUGGCAGUGCGCAAGGGCAAAGCCCACGGGCUGGCACCAGGGCCUGGCACGGUUCCCACGACUAGCACGGAACUGAACGGCCACCCGAAACAUGGGUGCCCAAGGAGGAGCUGCACCUCACCGCCUCACAAAGUCAUUAAUGCUUUUGCUCUUA
Messenger RNA from Chlamydomonas reinhardtii, 1598 nucleotides. RefSeq lists its product as uncharacterized. Gene Ontology annotation, molecular function: ubiquitin binding. Lineage: Eukaryota; Viridiplantae; Chlorophyta; Chlorophyceae; Chlamydomonadales; Chlamydomonadaceae. The transcript has 7 exons. The coding region runs from base 83 to 976 and encodes 297 amino acids. Gene Ontology annotation, biological process: Golgi organization; membrane fusion; autophagosome assembly. Gene Ontology annotation, cellular component: nucleus; cytosol. The record is from RefSeq and is a predicted model, not a curated record.